Molecule: messenger RNA, 519 nt
Organism: Rodentolepis nana
Lineage: Eukaryota; Metazoa; Platyhelminthes; Cestoda; Cyclophyllidea; Hymenolepididae
Source: the annotation of a GenBank genome assembly
GCUUUAUCAAAUUGUGAACGUCUGAAUGUCCUCGCAAAGAAUGAGCCUCCUUUCAAACGAAAACAAAUCGAGUUGGCUGUCAGUCAAAUACGGUCGGAAUGUCAGUACCUUCGCAAUAAUCUCCAACUGAUUCAAAGGAAACGAACAUCCAUUGAACAGGAGUUGCAUUUUAGAGCGAAUCUUUUUGCCCCUCCAGUCGGUUCGCCGGGAUCUGGGGCAACAGUUGUACAUAUUGACAAUGAAAUUAAUGAACAUACGCGUCUCCAAGCUGUUGGUCGGCAGCUCGAUGAAAUGUUACUUGGUGGCUCUGCCAGCCUUGAAGCUCUCAAGUAUCAAGGGAACACUCUAAAAAAUUCUCACCGACGUUUAAUGGAUCUUGCCAGCACAUUGGGACUCUCGAACACUGUAAUGCGGUUAAUUCAGCGACGGAGUUACCAAGACAAAGUUUUGUUUUACGCUCUCGCUGUUGGAACUUUAAUUAGCAUGCUCCUAAUAUGGCAUUUUGUCCGAAGAUGGUAA